This is a messenger RNA of Diaporthe batatas, 1888 nucleotides long. RefSeq lists its product as uncharacterized. Bases 236 to 1804 code for a protein of 522 amino acids. Gene Ontology annotation, cellular component: endoplasmic reticulum membrane; glycosylphosphatidylinositol-mannosyltransferase I complex. The transcript has 3 exons. The record is from RefSeq and is a predicted model, not a curated record. Gene Ontology annotation, molecular function: mannosyltransferase activity. Gene Ontology annotation, biological process: GPI anchor biosynthetic process; protein processing. NCBI's taxonomy places the organism in Eukaryota, Fungi, Ascomycota, Sordariomycetes, Diaporthales, Diaporthaceae.
CACAGCUCCUCAUCACGGGUCACAUCGCUGAGAGGGGAUAGACCAAGACUGCUAUUGUACACAUCUAGACCACCGUCCAUGAUCGCAUAAUUCCAGCCGCACAGCCCUAUCACCUCCAGCUCUGUUAUCACCUAUGUACAGCCCGGCUUUAUAGAGACCGGAUCCACUCGUCCGAACUAUUGCCGCAGGCACUUGGCCAAAGGGAGGACACCAGCAGAAGACGGGCAGCGCCAACAUGAGGGAGAGGAUCACCUUCCUGCACAGGCCGGAGGAUGCUGUCGAUCCGGCCUCCAUAGCUGUCACUGGCACCAGCCUGACAGGCCCAGCCUUGUCUGCUGCUCGAGAGGACCGCAUCACCCUGGCCCUCGAGGAGCUGCCCGAGGAGCUGCGCCAGGUCUUGCAGAGCUGUCACGAGCUUCACAUAAGAUGGGUCAGCACUCAUCCCUACGACACCAUCAGCCCUCUCUACUCCCGCCUGUCGCCUGGCCUUCACGUCUUCUUCACUCCUCGAGCGGACUCGACCUUCCAAGAUGGUGAGCAGCUGUGUGUCGCCCUCAAAACGGCAUUCGGUAGCCUGGACUGUGAUACGCCAAAGGAGUCCUUCACCUCACUGCCGAGCGACCGCUUCUCUCACUCUACCGCCUUUCAGUAUUAUCAGCCCCUGGAUGACCUCUCGCUCUUCACUGAAUACCUUGGCAAGGAUGUCUGCCCCUUGCCAGCAUCUGCAUCAUCGUCCUCCGCCACCUCAUCAUGCGCCUCCCGCGUUGAGUUGCUGUCCACCGCCAACUCCCUGGAUAUCUCUUACGACACCAUCUCCCACGCACUCAAGGUGACCGGGACAUGGGGCUUCCAAGAACAGCCUCUGCGCGUCGUCGCACCCGAGGCCAGCAACCACCGUGUCGAGGUCGGCAUCCUCGCCACGGACAAGCCCCACGGCAUAGAGCCGCAUGAGCUGGGGCUCUCGGGCUCGCUCACAGUCCUGAGCCAGGACAAGAAGCCCUCCGCCACCAUCUUCAAGUUCCCAGCCCGCCACAGGCGCGUCGAUGGCGCCUCCUUCUCCGCCGCCUUCCUGCAGCCCACGGGCCUCCACCCCACGCUACAGCUCCGGCUCCACGGUGCCUCUGCCGCAUCGCCCCCGGACUUGGGUACUGACGGGGAGGGUGGCUCUUCCUCCCACUGCUCGCUGCACGCCCACCUGACCCUGCCACGGGCCAUCUUCGCCGACAAGUACCAGCUAGCCGACCCGCUGUUCCUGGCCUCCAAGAACCUGACCGCCCUGCGCUACAUCUCGCAGCCCGUCGACCUCGAGGCCCCCGACUAUGUCCUGAAGCCGUGGGGCUCGGCCGCACUGCUGGAGCUUGCGCCGCCGACGGCAGACCCGGAGAAGUCGGACUGGACGGCAGAGGUGCCGCUCCACCUGCGCUACCUCAGCCCCGCGCCGGGGGGUUACCGCACGGCGCACCUGCCGCACCCGGCCGUGUUCUGGGCCUGCACGACCGAGGAGGGCACCAAGUUCCCCGCGAGCCCGUUCGAGCGCGUCAACCUCGGCUACGACGGGCUGUUUGGACCGCGCACCGUCUUCUGGCACGUCGACCCGGCGCCGGCGGACGGGGCCGCGAGGCUGCUCAGCGAGGUGCGCGUGCCAGUGCUGGACGUGGACAAGUCCGCCUGGGUCAGCGCCGGCACGGCCGCUGUAGUCCUGCUCGGGUUCGGGUGGAUCGCGUGGAAGCUUCUCUCCGUGUACCUCAAGACGGGAUAUGGCCCGCAGCAGCAGAUGAAGGGGCUGGAGAAGAAGCAGCAGUAGGGCAGCGGAGAGGGCUCGAACUGGGAACAACACGGGUUUAACGGGGUUUCCGGGCGUCGGUGUUUCGAAGCAUAUUAUAUCCGC